ACCAAGUCAAUGGCAGAUGAGAGGCGGUCUCAGCUGGAGCAGUAUCUUCAGAAUGUUACUUUGGAUUCAAAUAUUACCAAUAGUGAUGUCUUCAUAGGUUUUUUCCGAAAGCUACAGCAGGCUUGGAGCCUGGAUAGCUCUUGCUUGUGUCUGACUACUGCAAGGUGCCGUAUGUCCCUUUUCUUCCCUUACCUCCUCUCCAGCUGCUGUGGUUCUUAUGAGGAUAGUAGUGUUUUGGAGCAGGAUACGUUUGAGAUCCAAACCCAGGGAGCCUUUCUGGAUGUCUACCUCGCUGACGGCAGUAAUAUUAGACUUGAUAUUCAGACAUCGGACACUGCACAAAGAAUAUUAGAGGUCACAUUUUGCAAGAUGGGGCUAUCAAGAGAAUUAAUAAAAUAUUUUAGUUUAUUUUUCUUCCAAGAUCGUGAUGAUGGAGCGCUCUCUGUGGUGACAAAAGUGGCAGAAUUUGAACUUCCGUAUGUGAGUCUUCAGAGCAUGAAAGAGUUGCACUGUAAGCUUGGGAUCAGAAAGUGGUAUAUGGAUCCUUCUCUUGAUACACGGCUGAUGGAUUGUAGAGCUUCACUGAAUUUGCUAUAUAUGCAGGCAAUCCAGGAAGUUAAGAGGAAUUGGGUUAAACCAACAGAAGGGCAGAUGCAGGAACUUGAAUUUCUACAAAAAAAUGAAAACAAAGCAAAGUUCCUGGAGUUGAUUCGAGAAAUGCGGUUCUAUGGAUAUGUACGGCUUGAUCCUUGCAUUUGUGACUAUCCAGAAGAAGGCUGCUCAGCUGACAUCUAUGUUGGCAAUAAUGAGAUUAACUGCUGCAUAAAACUGCCUACUAAUCAGACCAAAGAGGUCAGCUUUAAAAUCAACAGGUUAAGAAGUUGGCAGGUUACUUCUCUUGGUGCUACAAAGGAUGGUGAAGAAGACACUCUGGAGCUCAGAUUUGAGUACAAUGAUUCAGGCACAUGGCAAUGGAUAAUUUUGUACACAAAACAGGCCUUUUUGCUCAGUAGCUGCUUGAAGAAAAUGAUAUCAGAACAGAUGAUGAAGGCAGCCAAAGGUGGCCAAAAAAUGGAGAUCAAGAUGCCUGAAUCCACGAAAAAUAGUAAGAAAUCCAGCAUCCAAGAAAAGCAGGUAGUUCAUUCGGGUUUUAUAUCAAGGAAAAGAUUUUUGGUUAGGCCAAAUGAAGACGACUGUGUAUUUGAGAAAAUAAGAGAAGAGGACCUGUGAUAAUCUAUUUAAAAUACUGUCUUUCAAAAUGAAUUGUCUGGGAAUAAUAAACCUAUUGUUGAAACCUUGGAUUAUAAGGGGAAAAAAAAAUCUUCAGUGUAAUUCCUUGCCUUUGCAGUGUUCUUUAUAGUAUUUAUAAGUCUAGUGAACCGGACCAAAUGGGUGCUGAGAAUCUGGAGACAUCUUACAUACAUGCUGCUUUGGCUUUUUUCCCCCAGACUGAAAUUGUUGGG
This is a messenger RNA of Aptenodytes forsteri (emperor penguin), 1463 nucleotides long. It is a transcript of the gene SNX31, whose product is annotated as sorting nexin 31. Gene Ontology annotation, cellular component: early endosome. NCBI's taxonomy places the organism in Eukaryota, Metazoa, Chordata, Aves, Sphenisciformes, Spheniscidae. Gene Ontology annotation, biological process: intracellular protein transport. Bases 10 to 1230 code for a protein of 406 amino acids. The transcript has 13 exons. The record is from RefSeq and is a predicted model, not a curated record. Gene Ontology annotation, molecular function: phosphatidylinositol binding.